CUGACAACAUUAGUACGUAAAGGAUUUGAUUGCUUCUAUUCGCGAUUUUUGCUUCAUCUCUUCGCGAUUUUUGUGUGCACCUUAAGUCUUACCUUGCUCGUGUAUAAUCUGAAUCUGUAUGCUUAUUUGCAUGGACCUUUCAUAGAACAAACUAGAAGCUUGAAGUAAAAACCAAAACGAUAAGAAUUAACACAACUAUAGUGGUUUUGAUCAGAAGAAGUAGAAGUUGAAGCCGAUAUCUUCAUCAAGAUUGUAUCUCUAUUAGCGACCCCAGGAUCGAGGUUCGUUGGUGGGUGCACUCAAGUGUAUUAUUAGUGCCCGACGAGUACGAGUUUUGCAGUCGCUCUACAACUACCAAGUAGUUGUAGAGAGUAGAUUUGGUUAAAACCGUUUUGCAAAAUAAAGCGUUCGAAACUUUAACGCAGAAUAGCAAUAGCGCCUGGUCUAAUUUUGAUUUUAAUUUUUCACAUCUAUCAUGAUGGCGAUGGCGCGGUUAAUGAAGAUGUUGCUGCUUUCCUCCAGCGGUGGACGCUUCGUCACUGCUGUGACGGUUGCGGCCACGGGGUUGGGUAGUAAAAGUGCACCGACCCCGACGGCACUGAUCCCCCGUGGUCGGCAACUGCACCAACGUGAAGAAGAUGCGCUCCGUCCUCGUCGUGCGCGAAGCGCCAACUACAACUCCGGAGGCCGCCAGUCGAUGUUGCCCCGCAAGAAGAAUGAAAAUAAACUACGAGGCACGGGUGCUCAUCAACCUCGUUCGGCCUCAUCCUCGCCCACGACACCUGGUGCAGCGACCCGGUCCCCUUCCGCACCACCUCGGGUCUCGUCGCCGUCGGGUGAGGCGUCGUCGCCGUCGGGGGAAGAAGCGUCGUCCUCGCCAGGAAGCUCUGCGACGUCGAAAACUAGAUCUACUUCCAGUCGUCCCAACCGCGGAGAAGUUCUUGCACUCCCGGAAAGUGGCUCUCGUGGGGAUCUUCAGCAAGUAGAGGACCACGACGAGCGCCCAGCUUUGAUGACAUCUUCGCGAUUGCUGAACGCGACCGAAAAUCCGUUGCUUGGCGCGAAAUUGCCCGACAACGCCGAGAAAGUGCGGGAGAAGUUCGCAGAAUUUUUGGACCAGGAACUCAUGAAGUGGUGGAGCAUAAGACACCAUCAGGAGUUCCUUCUGCUCAAGCGCAAGUACUUGGCCUUUUACAAGAGUUACUACGCAGCCACUCGACGCAACGAUCCAGAACAAGCGGAGCGAAUGUUCCGUCCAGAACACGUGGAGAGCGAGUUCGAAAUAAAGAUCGCUUCGGAAAAAGAGAUGGUCCAGUGGAAGUCACCAGUCAAACCGUUGGACUAUAUCUCCGCCGACGACGCUCUUCAUGAUAUUGUCCUUUUCGCCGACCACGAGGUUGCCUUCGACGAAGGCAGUUCCAAGGAACAGGUCUUGACUGGAUGGUUCGGGCUGCAGACUUUCACCGGAGCUGCUCCUGCAGCUGUUGAGAGUAAUUUUUUCUCGAACAUUUACACCAAGCUGCUCUUCGAAUACGCGACGACUCGUUCCAAAGCAAGCCAUGCUGAUGAAAAACUUGGCGUGAGAGUUGUGAACCCGACCCUGCACGCCUUGCUGAGCGAGAAAAAGUUUCUGACAACGAUUGAGCUGUUCAUGAAGAAGGGGAACGAGACUUGGCAGGUGCAAGUUCUUAGGCACUCACAGGAAGAGCACCACAUGCGUGACCGUUACGAAAAUGACAAACGUGUGCCGGUAACAAAAGUCCUUCCAUUUAAGGCAGCGUACGACAAAGCGAUCGGCGCAGAGCCGCUCGACAAACGAUCGAACUAUGGCUCUGAGAGCAGCGACUUCGAUACCGGAUUGGCUAAAGAAGUGAUUAGCCAAAUGGUCGAUGGCAGUUUGUUCGAGCCGAAUGAAGAAAAAUUGCCCGAGGUAGAGCUCAGAAAAGGCGCGCCCAACUGCAUCGGUGAGCUUGUCGUGCGCGUACCGGCGGUGCGUUCGGCAGUAGAUAAGCUGAAGACAGGAGAAUAUGUUCUGCGGUUCAACAUGAAGACGCUGCGCCUCCUCUCGCUGCAAGUGAAAAUUGCAGACCACAGUCGGGAGGUAGCUACGCAUCGCAAAGAUGUAGUCAACAUCUGGGUUUCGAACAUGAAAAAUCUAUAAUCAUGCAGGGUUUACAUUUACUUUAUUUUCAUGCUUGGCUGGCUUGGCUCUCAGUCUCAAGCCCUCUGGCACGCAUGUUGCUACGCUAUAAAAGCGGCCCCACUCUGGUGCUGUAAAAAUGCAGCAAUGCAGUUUUGCAUGCGAAAAUAAAAAGAGAACACGUACCAGCUGAAACUCAAAAACUUGCGAAGAUGAUUCUUCGCCGUUUAUUGAGGCGUCCUGGAGGUGAUGAUUCUCCAACCAGCAUCACAGUUUGUAGAGUUUCCAGACCCAGAUGACGAUGACACGUUUGCAAUGCAUAGCAGCUCUCCAGUGGAACUUUCGCGACCCUUUGGGAUAUACCUUGGGCUCCUGGGACUAGUCCGCCUUCAACAGUAGUCAUUGGCGAAAUCGGAAAGCAGCAGCUACCCCUACCGUAAUUGCAACAAGAUCGAGAUCGAGGUGUAUUCUGAGUUUUGGAGAAACUAAACAUAAGAUGCAAGUCGAGCAAGCAGUUCACAAGUGUACUAACGCCUGCAGCUCAUCAACAAAUGUAUUGUAGAAGUCGAAGGGGGUACUACCUAGUAGUUCUAUGGACAUCGACAUGCGCAUAUAAGAUGAAAGUCCGCGCAUUUUUAGUACUUUAGCAACGAGCAGCCCGCGCUUUCACGAGUGAUCAACUUUGUGUUGAUGGAACUCACUUGUUGCGAAGUAAUCUCAAAGUUUGAGUUUAAGUGACAAGUUCAAGUUGUGAGCGAUGUGUAACAAGAUGAAGAAGUACUUUAGAGACGGCAUCGCUUUUCAACUACUUUCGACCAACAGUUUAGCGUCCUUGCAAUGAUCAGUAUGUAAAAUGAAAACAAGUGCACCAGCUCGACCAGCAUCAGAAAAUCGAGAAGCUUCUUGUGUAAACUGAAGACAGAACGAGAAUUGGUCGUGACCAGGUCAAAUAAAGUACUACCCUCCACAGGAUGUGCUUGCACCUAUUUGUUCAGUUCGCUAUGCUACUGUGCUUCUUUCAAACUUCCCUUUGGGAUUUUUGUUUGAGCGGGGUAACAAUUGACUCAACUAACUAGCAUCGGCGAGUUAGUCGUCCGUCCGGCCGCACGGACGACUAACUCGCCACUUGUCGUGGGAAGCUUUCUCCUUCAGGGUUGGAGGGGUGCGGGACUUCGAAGUCCGGGAUGUGUCGUGGAACCGCCCGGAAACCAUAUGGAAAUCGCGCACUUUUGCAAACGAUUUUCGUGCUUUCGUUGUGUUUUUCUUCGGUCGAAUAUCCCAACAAAAAAAAAACCUUCGUGGCAUGUAAAUUGUAAUCUGCAUAAACAUAAACAUGCAAAAGAAAAAUCAGCAGCUCCGAGCUUUGCAAAAAAACCCCCCGAGGAAACGCUAUACAUUUGCAAAAGUGCUAACUUGCUCAGGGAAUUUGUGGCAAUCUCCCAGCACAGGGCGCGAAGUUGGAAGUAGUACGUGGUGGCUCGGUGGGUCAUCCCAUCCCAAGUUGCAUCAGCAUCAUCGUCGUGUAGUAUUCCAAAAUCCAGCAAUUCUCCCGGCUUUGGUGGGUUGCGCGUUCAUCAUAUCCAGCAAUUCUCCCGGCUUUGGUGGGUUGCGCGUUGCCAAACGCGCAACCCACCAAAGCCGGGAGAAUUGCUGGAUUUUGGACUACUACACGAUGAUAUGAUGCUGAUGCAACUUGGGAUGGGAUGAUGCGACCCUCGAGCGCGACUAGUGCCCACUCCACCGAGCCACCACGUACUACUUCCAACUUCGGGCCCUGUGCUGGAAACUAACUGGAAACGGAGAUUGCCACAAAUUCCCUGAGCAAGUUAGCACUUUUGCAAAUGUAUAGCGUUUCUUCGGUGGGUUUUUUUGCAAAGCUCGGAGCUGAGCUGCUGACUUUUCUUUUGCAUGUUUAUGCUUAUGAACCCGAGCUGCAGAUUACAAUUUACAUGCCGCGAAGGUUUUUUUUUGUUGGGAUAUUCGACCGAAGAAAAACACAACGAAAGCACGAAAAUCGUUUGCAAAAGUGCGCGACUUCCGUAUGGUUUCCGGUCGGUUCCGCGAGACAUCCCGGAGCUCGAAGUCCCGCACCCUCCAACCCCUGAAGGAGAAAGUUUCCCGCGACAGAUGGCGAGUUAGUCGUCCGUGCGGCCGGACGGACGACUAACUCGCCGAUGCUAGUUAGUUGAGUCAAUUGUUACCCCGCUCUUUUCAAUAUAUCAGGUAGACCACCGCGAGGACCACAUAUUAGUGCAGAAGAAGCAAAAAAGCAUUUAUGUAUGAUGAAGAACUAGUAGACGUAGAGGAUCUACGUGAUGUAUGAUGAAGGCACGCAUCAGCAUCUGCUAGAGGGCGAGAUGCGAGAUGUGCGGCGCAGUGAGCUUGCGGCUGAAGCGCCCACACAUCUAAAGACCGUGGCAUAAUCCAUCUACAAGUCGCUUGCAGCGAGAACCGCAUUGAUGCAGCCAUCAGGAACAAGGAAUUGAGAUUGCCGGAGCGAAAGCAAACGCCCGCCCCCCGCGGGGAAGCACAGGCUCCUCCAGGAUCCGAUGUUCACCUCUUGCGAUGAUCCACAGGUCUCGUCAGACCAGUAGAGUUCACAGAGGGUUGUCGUACACUCUUGCUCGUCCGAAGAAAUCGUUUGAGUGGAUCGCUUUCCAGGUGUCACGAUCAAAUACAGAGCGUCAUGUACCCCAAGCGACCAAGCAAGCAAGCAAGCAAAGUGAAUAAUGUAUGUAUGUAUGUGAUGUAUGAUGAAGAACUAGAAAUAGAAGGCAAAACCUCCGCCACUAUUUCCAAAGCAAACGUGUAUGAUGAACAAGAAAAACGUGAACUAGAUGCCCUUUGUCCCACAAAAUUGAAGAUGAAAAAUGUUUAAAAAAUUGCCAAGUCGCA
Molecule: messenger RNA, 5035 nt
Organism: Amoebophrya sp. A120
Lineage: Eukaryota; Dinophyceae; Syndiniales; Amoebophryaceae
Source: the annotation of a GenBank genome assembly